AUGGCCAAGCCCAGCCCGAGCCCCGUCUCCUCGGGGGAGCUGCGCGGCCCGCGGACCUGCGACUGCGAGCUGGCCCUGCUGCCGCUGCGCCAGCUGCUGCUGCUGCAGCCCGACUGCUUCCAGCUGCGCGGGGACCAGCUGGCCGUGCUCCGCCCGCCGCGCCACCGGCCCGCCGGCGGCUUCACCGUGCUCAGCGAUGGCGCCCUGCACCACGACGGGCAGCGCCACUGCCGCCUCACCGGCCACUGCAAGAGGGAUGUAGAACUCACCAGCCAUCGUGAUUAUAAAGACUACAGAGAAACUAUACUAAGCAGACCACUAGUAUUCUUCACAAAUGUCAGAACAAAAAAUUAUUCCUCAAAAGUUUCAGAAAAAACAUACGCACUUAUCGUGAACACACGACAUCCUAAGAUGAGAAGACAGAUAGAGCAUGGUAUGAACACAGUAAUAUCCUCAGUGUUCGGAGAAAGUUACAAACUGCGGUUUGAUUUCCAAGAAGUUGUCAAGAAUUUUUUCCCUCCAGGAAGCCAUUUAGUUACCGGAGAAGACUUGAGCUUUUCCUAUGAGUUCAAAUCUGAUGCCCUGUUUGAUUUCUUCUAUUGGUUUGGGAUCAGCAAAAACACAGUUGCAGUGACUGGGAAAGUUUUGAAUUUGUCCAAUACCACUCCAGAAAAGAAAGAAAUAAGCACUAUGUUUCUAGAAAAAAUGGGUGAACCUUAUGUCCGUUUGAACAGUUUUUCAGACCGAAAAUUCAGUGUUACCUCAAGAGAUUCGAUAGAUGGUUUUAACUGCAGUCUGACACCACAGCCAUCUUUAACAAAUCCUCUUGUGAGAGUAUGUUGAACCCCAAGAGUUCAAGAAUCAGAAGGAAGACCAACAAAAUUCAUGAAAUUGGUAUAAAAAUCAUAAGACUUUCAAGUGAGAAUGCAAAUGCACAUCAAUGCAUUGCAGGAGUGAGAAGUUUGAGAAGGGAGGAGUGAGGCAGCUGUUCCUUGUUUGUGUCUAGGAUACCAGGAAGGGAUUCUACUCUAUUCUUUACUCUUCCAUCCCCCAACAUCAUCCUGUUUCUUUUGAAAUGGGCAUCUCCAUGGGAAGCAGAGUAGUCAGUGGGUAUUGUGUAGCUCCUCUUUUCCUCUUUCCAUAACACCAAGUCUGGUUGCUUACCACUGCAACACUUGGAGGCCUUGGCUACACUGGCGCUGUACAGCGCUGCAACUUGCUGCGCUCAGGGGUGUGAAAACGCCCCCC
Molecule: messenger RNA, 1248 nt
Organism: Terrapene triunguis (Three-toed box turtle)
Lineage: Eukaryota; Metazoa; Chordata; Testudines; Emydidae
Product: mesenteric estrogen-dependent adipogenesis protein
Exons: 5
Coding region: 1-843 (280 amino acids)
Cellular component (GO): cytoplasm
Source: RefSeq, a predicted model, not a curated record